Messenger RNA from Myodes glareolus (Bank vole), 5314 nucleotides. It is a transcript of the gene Faap100, whose product is annotated as FA core complex associated protein 100. Gene Ontology annotation, cellular component: nucleoplasm; Fanconi anaemia nuclear complex. The record is from RefSeq and is a predicted model, not a curated record. Gene Ontology annotation, biological process: interstrand cross-link repair. Lineage: Eukaryota; Metazoa; Chordata; Mammalia; Rodentia; Cricetidae.
GCUCUGGCCCGGCGCCCGCAGGAUGGCGGGCGCUUCCCCACGCGUGCACUACCUGUCGGACUUCUGCUGCCCGCUCGGAGGCCGGGCGGGGGGGAAACCGCAUGUGCUGCGUCACGAGACGGAGGUCUUUCUGUCCACGGGGCGCGAGUUCGUCUAUGUGUACGACCAGGAGGGCGGGAUGCUGACGGCGGUGUACCAGUUUCCCGACCAAGUGUGGCACCUGCAGCUCCUGGCCACCCGCAGGGCGCUCUACGUCCUGUGCGCCCGGACUGGCAUCUACUGUCUGUCGCUGGACUCGCAGAGCAGGUCUGUGACCCAGGCCUGUGAGGACAAAGAGGACGAGGCUCGCCCUUUCCCCGUGAUCCAUGUGGACCCGGACGCCUGUGUCCUCCCCGACCCCGCACUCUGUGCCUUCAAUGUGCUGGAUGAUAUGCUGGUCACCCUGGUCCAGGGCCCCACCCAGUGGAAGAUGCAGCUGUUCGAGCGUCCCUGCCCAGGGGAGGAGCCUCGGCCUGGAGGCCAGCUGGGUGAGGUGGAGUUGUCCACCUGCACCCCUCCAGGUGUGGUGCCCGAGAAGCCUGCAGCCCCCAGCUUCCUGCCAGUGCUGUGCUGCGUGUUCCCACCAGGCUCCAGGGCGCCUCAUGGUCACCCCGAGGGCUGUGGCUGCUUCAUGCUAGAGGAGGCUCUCUUUGGUCUACUCUUCGGAGCUGACGCCACCCUCUUGCAGUCCCCUGUGAUCCUCUGCGGUCUCCCUGAUGGCCAGCUUUGCUGUGUGGUCCUGAAGGCCUUGGUUACUUGUGAGUUAGCCCCCGGUGACCCGAAGGUCCUGGUCAAGAUCCUCCAUCACCUGGAGGAGCCUGUGGUCUUCAUCGGGGCUUUAAGGGCAGAACCGCGUGCUGAGGAAGAGGCGAGAGAGCUGCUGUCCGAUGAGAACGUGCAUUCUGACUGCCUGGUAGCCCUUGGCCACCAAGGCCGGACACUGGCUAUCAAGGCCAGCUGGAGCGAGUUAGGGAAUCUGGUGCCAGAACUUCGUGAGUACGACCUCCCAGGGCCCGUGCUCUGUGCCGCCUGUGGCAGGGAUGGCCGCAUGUACCACAGCACCCCCUCAAACCUCUGUGUGGUCGACGUGGCUCGGAGAGACGCUCCUUGGAACCUCGAGAAGCCAGACGAGGCCACAGGAGGUCUGCCCUCCAUGCUGUGCCCGGCCAGCUUGAACAUCUGCGGUGUCGUCACCCUCUGUGUGUCUACAAGGGCUUCUACAGGUGGCACCGAGCUCCUGGCCCUGUCUUCUAAAGGGCGCCUGGUCUCCUGCAUCCUGGACUUGAACUCUGAGGUGCCUGUGCCUGCCAAAAUGGCUGUAGCAAAUGCAGGCCAGAAAAUUAAGGAGCUGCUCUUGGACAUCGGUGAUGUCUCUGAGAGAGUGUCCUUCCUGAAGAAAGCUGUUGACCAGCGCAACAAGGCCAUAACAAGUCUCAAUGAGGCCAUGAAUGUGAGCUGUGCCCUGCUGUCCAGCCAGGAGGGCGCCCGGCCCAUCUCGUGCACCAUCACCACCUCCUGGAGCUGCCUGGAGCUGCGAGACAUGCUGAUGGCCACCUGCACACUGGAGAACAAUAGCAGCUUCAGCCUGGACCAGGGCUGGACCUUGUGUAUCCAGGUGCUUACUAGUUCUUCUGCCUUAGACCUGGAUGGGGCAGGCUCGGCUUUCACCUACACCAUUCCAGUGGACAGACUGGGCCCAGGCAGUCGGCGGGAAGUGACUCUGCCCCUGGGUCCUAGCGAGAGUGGCGUGCUCGACCUGCCAGUGACCAUGUCCUGCUGGCUCUACUACAGCCUCAGGGAGGUGGUGGGUGGGGCCCUGGCCCCCUCUGACCCUCUAGAGGCCCCCUAUCUGGAGAAGCUCCCUCUCAACCUUCCUAAGCAAGAAGGUGUCUGCCUGCCCCUGUGCAAGCGCACGGUGGACAUGCUACAGUGUCUGCGCUUCCCCGGCGUGGCCUCACAACCCGCGCAGGCGCCCUGCAUGCCUGGCUCUGCCUGUGAGCCCGUGGAAACCUUCCUGAAGGCCUGCCAAGCCCCCGGCAGUGAGCCAACUGGCGCUGCCUCCCUACGGGCCAAGUACUUGCCUCCGUCUACAGCGUCCAUCAGGGUGUCCGCAGUGCUCCUCAGAACCGCCCUGGAGGACGGUCACUCAGGCUUCCACCUGUGCAGCGCCACGCUGCAGUGGCUCCUUGCUGAGAACGCUGCUGCGGCUGUCGUGAGGGCCCAGACCCUGUCCUCCAUCCAGGGCGUAGCCCCAGAUGGUACUGAUGUCAACCUCAUUGUCCGUGAGGUCGCUGUGACUGAUUUGAGCCCCGCAGGGCCCAUCCAGGCCGUAGAGAUCCAAGUGGAGAGCUCCUCCCUGGCCAACAUGUGCAGGGCGCACCACGCCAUCAUCAGACGCAUGCAGACUAUGGUCACAGAACAAGCUGCCCAAGGCUCCAGCCCACCAGACCUCCGAAUGCAGUAUCUGCACCAGAUCCACGCCAACCACCAGGAACUGCUUCGCGAGGUGCAAAGCCUGCGUGACCAGCUGUGCACGGAGGAUGAGGUCAGCUCCUACGGCACAGCCCAGAGGCUGCUGCAGGUUUACAAGCAGCUCCGCAACCCUAGCCUUGUCCUGUUGUGACCAGCUGCUGGCCAGCUUCUCCUCACUGCAGGACACACUCCAGGCUGAGUUCCGGGGCCCGUCGGGCUGCACCCCUCCACUGGAACCUCUGUACCUCCGAUGGAAAGGAUCGUUGCCCAAAUACUUGGGCCAUGGAGACACAGGGUUACUGGAGUUCAGACUGCAGGGUGUGGGACUGUUCAGCUGACCCCACCACACCCCAGGAGCACUGGCUGCCUCUCUGGAGCCACCAGGGGGCAGAGUGCUCACUGCAACCAAAGCACAAAGACCGUGGGAGGGCUCCCCUAAGCUCCCACUGCCCGAGCUGCCUCCUCCCCCCGCCGGGCCGUGCCCUGCUGCUGGUGCUGUUUUCACGCGGGAGGAGAGCUGCUGUGAGUGCCGACAAGCUGCCCUCUCCUGAUGUCCCCCGUGUCAGCCGGCCUCUGCUCCCUUCCCGCCUCUCACCCUCUUCAGAGUCCACUGUGCUCUGUGCAGGUGGUGGGCAGCCCUUCCCAGCUACCCUCCCACAGGGGCUCCUGUGGCCCCUUGGGGCCCGAGAUCUGCACCUCAAGGUCUGGACACUGAGCUGCCCGUUGUGUCACAGGGUAUUUACAUGGGUGUUUGUUCAUCCUCCAGAACAGAGUCUUCCAUGGAGGAGGCAGUUAGGAGAUGGAAUGGCCUCUCCUGACACCGCCCAGUGUCUGUACAGUCUUUUGUAACAAGGUGCUCACCGCCAGGGUGGCUGGCUUACCUCACCUGCUGGCCUGCUAAGAGCCCUGUCCGUAGCUGGUCCCUAAGUCUACCCUUGCCACCUCCCGCGUGGGAGCCUCUAACUGCGUCGUAGUGUGCAUGAGUGUCUGCUCUGAACAAGUUAGAGAGGCUGGGUCAGCCCACAGGACGGACAGCCUGCCUGUUAGCAGAGAGGGUCUCCCGGGCUGAGCUGGCUUCUGUCUGUCACAGCCAACAUUUUCUGGUCCACAGAAAUUGCCAGGUUUGUCUCCAGCCUAAACUCCAGUAGGUUGGGAGCCGAGGCAUGUGUCCUCAGGGAUUGCUGGUGAUGUCACCUCAUCAGCCUCCCUGGGCCUCUGGACACAGACCCACAUCUGGACUUGGACUUGUUGUUCUUGGCACUGAGAUUUGGUAGGGCCUGGCACCAGGCUCAGACGGUUGACAGAGCUGAAGAAAUAUCAGGCUUAACUGGAGAAUCUCAUUUGAGUGUGAUCAUGGAGUCAGAGCCACCAUAUUUCAGCUGGGUCCCCCAGUCUUGUCCAACACCUGUGUGCCGUCCCCCAUUCAUGCCAGAUAAUGCCUGACGUCCAUGACAUCCUAAACUCCAGCAGGCCGUGGGACCACCAGGUUCUGAGACCUAGCACACUCGGGCAAGCCGCUUAGGUCAGCUCCAAGAGUUAAUAGGGAUAUGUCCUGAUGUGUGACCCUGGUCUCUUCGGGUAAGCGAAGGGUGGGUGGGGGUGGGGGUCCAGCCAUAACUUCCUUCCCAGCAUGCCUCCUGCCUUUCCUGGCAGCUAUACAUUGCCUCCCCACCCCAACGCACUCUCUGGCUGAGUGACGACUUCUUGUCUUAGACUUGCAGCUCCCUGUGGGUCUCAUUUGCCCUGGGUAGUUGGAGAGCACUUUAGGGCCCCAAGCAGGAUCAGGUCAGCCUAGGUUAGGAUGGCCUUCCUUAAUCUCUGACCCAAAGCCUAGCAACUGCUGGAGCGAGGUGAGGCGAGGGGUCGGGUCAGGCAGCCCCCACUUAGAGCCAUGGCCCUUCCCCUUAGGUCCGUAGAGGAUGAGGAGAGCCUUGCUUGAAAGGGCAAAGGCUUUCCUACGAGUGAAGUCCCAGUGCUGAGCAGACAGAACCCUGAGACUUUAGGGUUCAUACCCUUCCCAUUACCAAGCUGGGCGGCGCAAGCCCACAGCAGCUGCGCAACAAAGGUUUAAUGCUGAGUUGGUGGGGCUCUGGGGUCAGCCCCUGAGUCCUCAAUAUUCCCAAAGAGCUUCCCCCAUAGGCAGGUCCGCGUCAGCACGCAGCAGCCCUGAAGCUCCGCCACACAGGUACUUGCCACUGAGGGCGCGGAUGGCGAGGCGGCCACGCUCUCGGAACUCAAAGAGGAAAUCCUCCGCCAGGUCGCCGUCACUGCACACGCUCCCGUGGCUGCCAAUGUACCAGAAGCCAGCUCCGCGGCCUGAGGGCAAGGCUGGAGGUCGGCGGGGCCCGGACAUCCCCUGCCCCCCGCCAUUGCCUCCCCGCACUCUGUGUUCCCACACCUCUGAUCUGAUAGGCGCCAUCCCUGAAGCUCAAGUGGAAGACAUCGUAGGUGGAGCGGUUGGUGUCCAGCUGGUUGGAUCCCCGGCGGUGGCAGACAAAGCCAUCCAGGCCGCGCAGCACCAGGAUGGGUCGGUUGAUGAGUUUGAGGAUGAACAGCUCGUCUUCGCCUGGGGGAGAGGGCGGAGUGAACCACGGAGUGAACCACGGAGCGAACCACGGAGCGAACCACGGAGCGAACCACGGAGCGAACCACGGAGUGAACCACGGAGUGAACCACUCCUGCCCCUGGCUACCAUAUGCAGGCUGCGGACUUGGGGGUCUGGGGGUCCCUAGGCGUUGCUAAUGUACAGGUGUUGGGAAAGCACCCAGGGUUCCCCAAAGACAGUAAAGGAAAAGACACCCUG